AUGGUGGUUUAUCUCGAUGACCUGACGGACUUGUCUCAUCUCACUUCCCUACAGCUCGGUAAUAUGCACUACCUUCCCUUCGAGGGCCUGGUUGUUCCCUACGAGCCUAUAGACCCGACCCUUUUUCAACAUGCGACCAACCUCAGAAGGAUCUCAGUGGAGCAAUUCGGUCCGGAUAUUCUACGCCUUGUCCAGCUUCUGCAGAAGGUCCAGUCGCCUCCGAGAUUAGACACCCUCGAUGUACUAGAUUACGGCAACACUCUACAACCGGAUAGUCCCGACUUUGCAAAUGAACCCUUGCAUGAAUUCCACACGCCUGAAUUUGUGGGCGAGCCCAUCUAUUCGGUUCCAUUGGACAAGACUGGAUACGCAUGGCGUCGACUCUGCUACUCAGGGCGCGUGGCCUGGAACAAUGGUAAUGAGAUGCUCAAGAAGUCGCGGGAACUGCUGACACACUUUGUCGCCCAAUUUACAGCAUUAGAGGAGCUCAUUAUUCCAAUCCAUAAUCGAGACGGAUUUGACGUCCUCAAGACAGAUGUCCUUCCUCGUCUGCCCAGUCUCCAUACCCUUCAUCUUCCCUGGCCAGAUCUGGCAGCUUUCAUGGCCGAUCUUGAAAAGCCAUGGCGUGAGCUAAGGGCUAGAAGCCCUUAA
Messenger RNA from Aspergillus lentulus, 651 nucleotides. RefSeq lists its product as uncharacterized. Lineage: Eukaryota; Fungi; Ascomycota; Eurotiomycetes; Eurotiales; Aspergillaceae. The record is from RefSeq and is a predicted model, not a curated record.